Messenger RNA from Chlamydomonas reinhardtii, 9914 nucleotides. RefSeq lists its product as uncharacterized. Lineage: Eukaryota; Viridiplantae; Chlorophyta; Chlorophyceae; Chlamydomonadales; Chlamydomonadaceae. The transcript has 20 exons. Gene Ontology annotation, molecular function: catalytic activity. Gene Ontology annotation, cellular component: cytosol. Gene Ontology annotation, biological process: trehalose biosynthetic process. Bases 351 to 9155 code for a protein of 2934 amino acids. The record is from RefSeq and is a predicted model, not a curated record.
CUCAUACACAUACAGAACUCAACCUAUGAUUGACUACUGCGCAGGCCUUAGAGCACUGCGCCCAAAUCGGUGACACCGCGCUCGCGGCGCUUCGCGAAAGAUUGCUAGGCGCCCGAUCGAGCGCUCACCGCGAGCUCAAUUUGUCAGCAAAGUUAUCGUCACAACUGCCCUGACCAAAGCGGCAGCCGCGGCGAAGGCUGAGGCUGCCGGAACCGAACACUUUAAGAGUUUGCAGUUAAGGCCGAGGCCGAAUCCCCCUACGUGGAGACAACCGCCAGGCUGCUGCUGCGACCUGCGAAUCCGCAGCUUAGGGCAGCUCUUGUCGCGAUUUCAGCUGAGCGGUGUGCGAUAUGCUGCAGCCGGCGGCACGAGCGGCACCAGCAGCAGAGGGUGUCCAGGGUUCCGAUAGCCCAUUCGGCGCCAAUGCUCCGGCAGGAGCGACAGCGGGCGACCCACGGCGCGAAGGUGGUGGCGCCCGUGAGUCCGUCUUGUCUGUGGGGUGUGUCACAGGGCGUGUGUGUGCUGCAGCGCCGUCCGCUCUUCUGGAGGCGUCGGCACUCCCAGCUGGCACCGAUGACACGGGUGUGGGUAUGGGCACGGGUAGGGAUGUGGGCACGGGAGUGGGCAUGGGCAUGGCUCGUCGCCGUGCCGCCAGCAGUGGCUGCCUGCAGGCGCAGCUGGAGGCACAGAUGCCGCUCUGGCAACCAGCAGCAGUAGCAGCGGCCGUGGCAGCAGCGGCAACUGCAGUAGCAGGGCCCGGCGGGAGCAGCGCCCCGGGUGCCGCUGCCGGCAGCACCGCUGGCGCCAGCGGCGGCUCUGGCUCUGGCUCUGCUGAGGUCCGGGGGCUGGACGCGCUGCUGCAGCUGCGGCCACCGCCGUCGGACGGCGGCGGUGUGGAGGAUGCUGGAGGUGGUGCGGGUGAUGGGUAUGGUGCGGGGGAUGCGGUUUAUGGUACCGGUGGCGGCCACAUGCCGGAGCCGCCGCAGCCGCCUCUAGGCCCCUUCGGCCGAGCGCGCAGGCACAGCAGCGGCCACUAUGAGAGCUACGGCGGCGGAGCGGCGAUAGCAGCAGCAGCCGCAGCGGCGGCGACAGCCGGCGUUGUGGACGUGGGCGUGGCGUGGCUCUUCCCCUCCUUCUCCACGCCGCCCCCGCAGCCGCCCCCUCCACUGAUGAAUAGCGGCAUCCGUAGCGGCGGCACUUGCAGCGGCAGUAGCGGCGGCAGUAGCAGCAGCCCAUCCGGGCAAGGGGGCCGGUCGCAGGGGCCAGAGGUGGAGGCAGCUGCGGAGGCGGAGGCGGCGGGGGGUGCGGGUGCGGGUGCGGGGGCGGGGCCGGGGGCACUCGCCGUGGGGCCCACUGCACUCACGCCACCUGCUGAAGCAGGAUGGGCAGCACCGGCGUGCAGUGCUGGUGGUGCUGGCGGCUCGCCGGCCCUGCUACUGCCGCCGGCGUCACCGCCGCCGCCGCCACGGCACGCGCUGCUACUGCCGCACCUCCAGCACCUCCUGCUGCCUGCUGACCCCGCCGGCGGCCCGCUGGCCGGCGCAGCAGCUGCUACAGCCGGCGGCCGCAGCGGCAGUGGCAGCGGCAUGCGGAGCAGCAGCGCUGUGGGCGGCGGUGGCGGCGGCGGCGGUAGUAUUGCAGCGCCCAGUGUCGCUGCCUCGGACAUGCCGACGCUGACGCGCCCCACGCCGACACGCCACCCGCCGUACCUGCACCCCCACCCCCACCCCCACCCGCACCUGCUACUGCCGGCUCUGGACCCAGUGCCCGAGUGUGCGCUGGAGGCGGACAGCUCCGCCGCCUCACUCGGCAGUAGCAGCGCCGCCGCCACGGCGGGCCUCACCGCCCUGCCGCCGCCGCCUCGGCACGCCUCGGAAGGUGGCAGUAGCCCCGAGGCAGCAGCAGCACCAGCACCAACAGUAGCAGCACCAGCAAUAGCAGCACCAGCAGUAGCAGCACCAACAGUAGCAGCACCAGCAGUAGCAGCACCAGCAGUAGUAGCAGCAGGUCGGGCCGCCCUGGUCUCCGCAUUCAGCCGUGUGGCACACGGCGCGGCCGCCGCCGCCGCCUCUGGGCCGCCGCCGCAACAGCAGCCGCUUACGCCGGUGUUGCCCGACAACGGGGCGCCCACAGGGGCGGCGGCGGCGGCGGCGGCGACAGCGGGCUUUGGCAGCAUUGCGGAGGUCGCACCAGCAGAUGCGGCCGCGGGCUUUGGCCCGGGUGUCGGACCUGCCUCCAGCUCCGGCUCUAGGUAUGUGGUGGGGAGGCAGGCGGUCGCGCCGCCGCCGCCAGCAGCAGCAGCACCACCUGCACCCGCUUGCGGGCCGGCGGCAGCGACCCAGGACCCUUGGGCGGCGGCGGCGGCGGCGAGGCCAGGUGCCAACGGUGCAGCCGCCGCCACUACUGCGGCGGCAGUGGCAGCGGCAGCGGCAGGACCCGAGCCUCCUGCUGCCGGGUCCGGCCGCGUGCUGCCGCCGCCGCAGCAGCAGCCGCAGCCGCAGCGGCAGACGCACAUGCAGACGCAGCUGCAGCAGGCGAAGCAGCCGCAGCGGCAGGCGCCGCGGCGGACGCAGGCUCCGACGCAGCUGGUGGUGGCGGCCCACAGGCUGCCAGUCACGUGCGUCAGGGAGCCGCAGGAGGGGGGAGGCGGCUGGAGCGUGCAGGCCAGUCCAUGCUUGUUGUCAUCGGCCAUGUGCGGCAUACAACAGCUGGGGCUGGAAGGGCCGGAGGGGCCGGAAGGAGGAGGAGGCGGGCCAGAAGGGGGCGGCGGCGGUGGCUACCGAGUCACGUGGGUCGGCUGGCCAGGGCUGUGGUUGGAGCCGGGGCCGGAGCGGCGGCGGCUGGAGGCGGCGCUGGCGGCCGGCGGCUACACACCCGUGUGGCUGCAGGAGGACCUGCUGGACCAGCACUACAACGGCUUCUGCAACGGCGUGCUGUGGCAGUUGUUCCACUACGUGCCGCCGCACUACAGCCUCAUGAGCGGAUGGAGGCAGCAGGCCAUGAUGCAGCGCGGCGGAGGCAGUAGCAGCGGAGGAGGAGGCGGAGGAGGCGGAGGAGGAGCAGGAGGAGGAGGCGGUGGAGGAGGCGGAGGUGGAGGCAGUAGCAGUAGCGGUGGGCACAGCGGCGGGCAGGGGCCGCAGUGGGCGGCCUACCAGGCCGUCAACGACCUGUUUGCAGAUGCGGUCAUGGCGGCCGUGGCGGGCAGUAGCAGCAACUGCGGCGGCGAUGGCGGCAGCAGCGGCAAUGGCGGCGGCGGCGGCAACGGUCCCGCCGGGAGUGGCGCCGGUGCCGACAGCGCGGCGGCCACCAGCAAUGGCGGCGGUGUCGCAGCAGGCGGCGGCUGCGGCGGCGGCGCAUCGUCACAGCAGGGGGGCGGUGGCGGGUGUGCUGGGGAGGAGGUGGUGGCGGUGUGGGUGCAGGACUACCACCUCAUGCUACUGCCGGAGGUCAUACGGCGGCGGUGGGCGGCGGCGGAGGCGGCGGCGGACCAGGGAGCGCCCGGCGGCGGCGGCGGCGGCAAGGUGCGGCAGCAGCGGCAGCAAAGGCCGCGGCGGCGGCGGCUGCGCCUUGGCUUCUUCCUGCACACGCCCUUCCCCUCCUCCGAGGUGUACAGGACACUGCCCGUGAGAGAGCAGGUCCUGCGGGGAGUGCUGGGGUCAGACCUGGUGGGCUUCCACACCUACGACUACGCCCGCCACUUCGUGUCCGGCUGCGCGCGACUGCUGGGGCUGGAGGGCACACCGCAGGGUGUGGAGCACGCCAGCGGUGCGCUCACGCGUGUUGCCACCACCCCCACCGGCAUCGACCCGCGCCCCUUCACCCUCCUGCUGCGGGGCGGCCCCGGAGGCGGGCCGGACCCGGGGGUGGCGGCGCACCUGACAGCGCUGAGGCACCGCUUCGCAGGCCGCAAGUUGGUGUUGGGUGUGGACCGGCUGGACCCCAUCAAGGGCCUGCCGCACAAACUGCUGGCGUUUGAGAAGCUGCUGGAGGACAGGCCCGAGUGGAGGGAGCGGGUGGUGCUAGUGCAGAUCGCGGUGCCGCCGCACACCGAGGUGCCCGAGUACCAGCAGCUGAGGAGCCGUGUGCACGAGAUCGUGGGGCGCCUCAACGGCCGCUACGGCAGUCUGACGCACGUGCCCGUACACCACCUGGACACGUGUCUGUCGCGUCAGCAGCUGGCGGCGCUGUACGCGGCGGCUGACGUGGCGCUGGUGACCAGCCUGAGGGACGGAAUGAACCUGGUGUCGUACGAGUAUGUGGCGUGCCAGCUGGAUGACGCGGAGGGCGGCGAGGGGGCGGCGGAGCAGCAGGCGGAGCAGCGGCAAGGCACGGAAAUUGGCGGCAGUGGGGGUCACGUGCCGGGUGUGUUGGUGCUGUCCGAGUUCACGGGCGCAGCUCAGUCACUGGGCAGUGGCGCGCUGCUGGUGAACCCCUGGGACCCGGCUGACGUGGCGGCGGCGCUGCAUGCGGCGCUGGUGAUGGGCGCGGAGGAGCGGCGGGAGCGGCACAGGCAGAACGCGGCGCACGUGCGGACCCACACCGCUCAGCACUGGGCCCGCACCUUCAUCUCCGAGCUGACGGCGCCGCCACAGGGCGGGCAUCAGGGUCAGGGCGCGGCGGCGACAGACCCGCUGCGGGCGCUGCGGCCGUCACCGCCGCCGCCGCUGGAUGUCAAGGCGGUCCUGCGAGCCUACCGCGCCACCGCCGCCGCCGCCAUCAGCAGCAGUAGCAGCAGCAAUGGCAGUAGCAGCAUCAAUGGCAGUAGCAGCGGCGGCGGCGGCCGGGCUCAGCAGUGUGUGCGGCGGCGGCUGCUUGUGUUCGGCUACAGCGGCCUUCUCAGCAGCUUUGGCGGCGGCGGCGGCGGCGGCGGUGGCGGCGGAGGAGGAGCUGGUGCGCCAGCCGCGCCUGUUGUUGGUAACGGCAGUAGCAGCGGCAGUAGCAGGUCGCCGGCUCCAGCAGUAGCAGUAGCAGCAGCAGGGGGCGGCGGCGGCCAGCGGGAGUCCCGAGAUCACGGCGGUGGCAGCGCUGUUGCGCUCACUGGCAGUGGCGACGCCGCCGCCGCCGCCGCAGCCGCCCAGGCAGCCGCCGGCAGUAGCAGCAGUGGCGGCGGUGGCAGUAGCAGUCGUCGUGAGCUGCACGGGGGUUCGAGGGCGCUGCUGGCGCGUGUGGACCCACGGGUCAUGGCCGCACUGAGGCAGCUGGCGGCGGACCCGGCCAAUGUGGUGGUGCUGGUGUCGGGCAGCGACACGGCCCGCAUGGACGCCCUGUUUGGGGGGCUGCUACAGCCGGACCUGCUACAGCCUCCCGCAGCGGACCUGCUACAGCCGCCUGGGCGGCAGCAGCAGCAGCAGCAGCUGCAGCCGCAGCCGCAGCAGCCGUCACAGCGGCCUACCGGGGAAGUGUGGCUGAUGGCGGAGAACGGCGUAUUCGCCAGGCGUGUGGGGCGGCGGGGCGGCGUCAGGGCAGUCAUCACGCCCGCACGCCCUGGGGCGGCGGCGGCGGCGGCGGCAGGCGGUGUGAGAGGCGGUCCGGGCGGCGGCGGCGCGGCGACAGCACCCGCAACCGAGGACACCGCCGCUGCUGCUGACGGCGAUGACGACGACGUGUGGUGUCGGUGGCACUCGCUGUUUGACGUGCAGUCGCUGCCCGCACUGGCGGCCGGCGGCGGCACCGCAGCAUACCUGCCCCCGCAGCAGCAGCAGCGCGGCGGCAGCAGCCGCAGGCACCCGCAACACCCGCAACACCAACAACAACAGCAGCAGCAGCAGCAGCAGCAGCAGCAGCAACUCCAGCAGUCUGUUCAGACGACGACACAAUCGGGCGCCACACCCGCACCCGCACCCGCACCCGCGUCCGCCGCCUCCUCCUCCUCCCACGUCGCCCGCCGCCACCCCGCCACAGGCCCCCACCACCAGCCCCCGCCCUCACCUCCGCCCUCGCCCCAGCCGCCCUCGCCCCAGCCCUCACCCUCGCCGCCUCCGCCUCCCUCCCCUCCGCCGCUCAGCUGGAUGGGCGCGGUGCGGUUGGUGUUGGACUACUUUGCGGAGCGCACGCCGGGCUCGUUUGUGGAGGCGAGGGCCACCAGCCUGGCAUGGAACUACAGGCACACGGACCCCGACUUCGGCCGGCUCCAGGCUCGCGACCUGCUGCAGCACCUGCGCGCCGGCCCCAUCAGCAACGCCCCCCUGGAGGUGGCCACGUGCGGCCGCACAGUAGAGGUCCGGCCGGCGGGUGUGACCAAGGGCCGAGCCAUGCAGCGGCUGCUGGGCCUCAUUCGCGCCUCGUCAUCCGCCCCACCAGACCCAGACCCAGCCGCCUCAGCCGCUGCUACUACAGCUAUUGCCGCUGCCACUGCCAUUGCAGCUGCUGCUACUGCCUCUGCUGAGGGGCCCGGCGUGUCAUCCCCUGCCGCGGUACCAGCGCCCGACAGCCACUCACAGCUGGCAGCUCGCGACGGCGGCGCCGCCAUUUCCGGCGCCCCUGCUACAGCCUCUUCCCAGCCGCCGCCGCCGCCGGCGUCUGACUACAGCUUUGUGCUGUGUGUGUGCGGCCACCUCAGUCCCCACGACGAAGACAUCUACUCCUCCCUGCUACAGCCACCCCCUGCUGCACAACCGCCGCCACCUUCAUCAUCCGCAGCAGGCACGACGGCGCAAACCCCGCAUCAGCCUCAGCCGCUGCCGCCGCCGCCCCCACCUCCCCAGCCCCCACACCAGCCGCACGUGUUCACGGUCACUGCGGGCGGCGGCCGCGACGCAUCCACGAAAGCCGCCUACAGCCUGCAAGCCGGCGGCGGCGAGGUGGGCGGCCUGCUACUGCGGCUGGCGGCGCUCAGCAGCGGCAGUAGCAACAGCGGCGCGGGUGACGGCAGUAGCAGCAAUGGUGCGGGCGAUGGCAGUAGCAGCAGCAGCCGGCCGCAGCGUGGCCACGAGGGCGGGGCCGACCGGUCCGUUGGGGCUCCGGCGGGCGGGGGCCAGCCGCCGCCUGCUGGCGACACGCGCUCGUCUGAGCGGCGGUCGUUCGAGUUCCCAACCUGUGCAGGCGGCCCGGUGCAGCCGCUUGCAUCUGCAGGUGCGCCACCACCCGCGCCAACAGCAGCACCACCCACACCAGCACCAGCAGCAGCAGCCGCCGUGCAAGGCGAUGAUGUGUUCGUCACUUGCCACUCGCCGGUGCGCCUGCGGCAGGCGCGGCAGCAAACCAGCUACAGCAGCGACGGCGGCCCCGGCGGCCCUGGUGGCGGUGGCGGCGGCGCCGCCGCCGCAGCCGCGGCCCGAGGCACCAGCGGCGGCAGUAGCACGCGCACCAGCGGGGGAGGUGGCGGCGGCAGUAGCAGCGACACGCCGUCCUCGCCCUCGCCCUGGCGCCGGGCAUCCAUCAGGGCCUGGCCGUCGGCGGCAGCCCUGGCGGCGGCAGUAGCAGCGGCUACUGCUACAGCCGCGGCGGGCGCCGCUGCGCCGGCGGCUGUAGCAGGUGGUGCCGGCGGCGGCAGCGGCCCCAACAGCGGCACGCUGCCAGGCAUUGGCAGUAGCACGGCCGGCGGCGUCGGCAGUAGCUCGGGCGUGUGGUCGGCAUCGGCUGGCGCGGCUGCGCCGGCGGCGGCUGAUGGCGGCGCCGGCAGCAGCAUCUGGGCCGGCUAUGGUGGCGGUAUGCUACAGCCGGCGGCGGCGGCGGCGGGUACGGUCUCUCCCACGUCGCUGCUACAGCCGCCGUUGCCGCUGCGGCGCGGGCUGCCGGGUAGUAGCGGCGGCAUGCUGCGGGGGAGCAGUGGCGCCCUUAGCAACAUGUCCGGACUCACGUCGGAGCAGCUGCAGUCGGGGGGCGGCGGCGGCGGCGGCGGCACCGGCGGCGGCAUGGGCGUGUGCCGGCUGAGCUCCGUCUACUCCACCGACGCCCUCAUGCUGGACCAGCUGCUACUGCCGCUCGGCCUCAGCAGCUACAGCCCAGGCGGCGGCGGCGGCGGCGGAGCAGGCGGCGGCAUGCUACUGCCGGCGGCGGCUGCCUCGCCCGCUGCACUGGAGGGAGCGCUGUCGGGCACAGCAGCAGCAGCAGGUGCUUCUGCCGCCAGCGGUGCCGGUGCCGGUGCCGGUGCUACAGCCUCGGGCGGCGGUCUGCCCUCGCUGCCUGCGUGGCGCUGGGUGGCGCCGUCUCCGCGGGCCGCCGCCGCCGGGGGCGGACAUCAGGAGGCGGCUGGCGUGGGUGGUGUGGCGCCGCUGGGUGCGGCCGCAGGUGCCGGCGGCCGCGGCGGCGGCAGUGCGGGCUCAAUGUGUGGGGGUGGUGGGGAUGAGGGGCAGCAGGUGGAGGGCGAGGGCGAGGGCGAGGGUGGUGGUGGGCUUGGGAGUAGUGGUGCUGGGGGCCCGGCGGGUGGCUUGUGGUCGCCUUUCACCGCGGUGCGGCCCCGGCGGCCUCAGCAGCAGCCCCAGCAGCAGCAGCCCCAGCAGCAGCAGCAGCAGCAACAGAUGCUGCGGCUGCAGCAGCAGCAGCAGCAGCAGCAACAGCAGCAGCAACAGAUGCUGCGGCUGCAGCUGCAGGCGCGGCAGUGGAUGAGCGAAGGGGGAGAGGCCGCGUGGCAGCCCGCGGGGGGCUCCGUGGGUGCGGGAGACGUUGGGCGUGGGGGCGGCGGGAUCCAGGGCGGUGAGGGCGGAGGCGGGGCACGGCUGAUGAGUGUGGGGGGCUGCAGGGAAGACGGAGGAGAGCAGCAGGCACCCUGGCAGUGGCAGCACCCGCAGUGGCAGCAGCAGCCGGCGCGGCGGCUGUGGCAGCAGCAGGAGGAGCGGGCAGGUGACUCAGUGGCUGCAGUGGCUGCAGUGGCGGCGGGUUGGGAGCAGGGCGGGGAGCUGGCGCGGGGGACACAGCCACUUCAGAGGGGUCGUGGCAGCAGGGGCCGCCACGAAGAUGCCGGAGAUGGGGGCGAGGCGGCGGGCCGGCAGGCGGCUCAGGAGGAGGCGCCGCUGCCGCUGCCGCCCACGCCGCCGCGGCGUCAGCCCGAGGCCUUCUCACCGCGGGGGCCGCGCCUGAAUGACGGCAGCAGCCCGGUGGUGGCGGCGGUGGCAGCGGCAGCGGCGGCAGCGGCGGCGCGAGAGGGCCAAGGCGGAGGAGGAAGGGAAGGAGGGGAAGGAGGGGGAGGAGCAGGGGGAGGGCCGCGCCCGGAGUGAUGUGUGUGUGUGGCGGCCAAAGAGACAGCAAGGCAAAUAAAGGGCACGAAGCAGCUGCCAGCCAGCAAGUGCUGGAGUGGGCGUGUGCGGGUGGCUGGCGGCUGCAGCCGCAGCCGGCGCCGCCGUGUUGGCAGGACAAUAACAGUAGUUUGCUGUCGGUAGUUCUAGAGUACAGUUAGUCUUAGUGUAUUGAGAUUUGCGUGUGUACGCAUGGAUAGAUGUGCAGAGAGUUGUGUGCUGUAGUUACAAUGCGCAGGAGCGGCACACAGGUAGGCUAGGCACUAGGAUGGAAGUUUGUUGCUUUAGAAUGUUUGCUGUGAUGGUGUGCGGAGAGUUGUGAGGCUUGCAAACAGCUAGCGAUGUUGAUGAAUGACUGUAAAGUGUAAGCUAGCGCGAGCGCACGGUGCGGUGCCGUAGUCAGGCAUGUAGAUAAGCUGGGAUAGGAGGCAUGUUCGUUCUGCAUGUUGUUUUGGUAGUUGUGUGUGAGACAUUGGCGCAUACAUGUUGGCUAAUGAGGAAUAAGGGCGACACGGCUGCAAUGCAUGUCCAAAGGGGCGGAAGGGCCACUGAGGUGUCCUCGUCCUCAACGGACCGGUGCGCCCGCACCCGCUGCCUGUGCCCGACACUGUCCGCCACAGCCCGCUGGUUACGUCGGGAUGACGACGCAGCAGGCGAGCCUCGUCGCGGCUGUCCAUGCGGGCUGCCACUGUCCAACCGACCGGGGGCAUUCCCAGGCAACUGGGCAACGGUAACAAAUGC